This is a messenger RNA of Harmonia axyridis, 1387 nucleotides long. Its product is annotated as annexin B10. Bases 249 to 1211 code for a protein of 320 amino acids. Lineage: Eukaryota; Metazoa; Arthropoda; Insecta; Coleoptera; Coccinellidae. Gene Ontology annotation, molecular function: calcium-dependent phospholipid binding; calcium ion binding. Gene Ontology annotation, cellular component: cytoplasm. The record is from RefSeq and is a predicted model, not a curated record. The transcript has 7 exons.
AAAGAUUAGUUAAUACUCAUGUAUGAGUGUUGAGUUGAGUUGUAAUCAACAUAUUCCAACUCAAAUUGUAAUUAUAGAAUUAAUUCAAUCAAUUCUUUACUGGUAUUAUCAACUACUCAACGAAUUCGUGCUGAAAAAUCAAUUCUUUCAGAACCAUCCUUGAAAACCAACUUCUGCGCAAGUUUCAUUCAGCAAGAUCAAUAUACACGCAAAAAUAUCAGAAGGUUACUACAAAUUUCCAUAUAACAAUGUGUACCAAAUAUUUUGGGGGAGUACCAACUGUGCACCCAGCCCCAAAUUUCAAUGCAGCGGACGAUGCUGAAAUCCUCAGAGGUGCCAUGGAUGGUCUUGGUACCGAUGAAGACAUGAUAAUUGAGAUAUUGACCCAAAGAAGCAAUCAACAGCGUCAAGCAAUAUCAGAACAUUUCAAGAAUGUUCUAGAAAGAGAUCUGAUUGAUGAUAUAAAAGGAGAAUUGGGAGGAGAUUUCGAGAAAGUAAUGGUUGCUCUACUCACUCCUCAUUAUGAGUAUUUAUGCAAAGAAUUAAAGAACGCUAUGAAUGGUGCUGGUACCAAUGAAAGCACCCUUGUAGAAAUAAUUUGCUCUAAAGCAAAUGAAGAAAUCGAUAAGAUUAAUGAGUGUUAUGAGAGAUUAUACGAAAGGCCGCUUGUAGAACAUGUGUGUUCGGAAACAUCAGGGAACUUAGGACGUUUCCUGACAUUGAUCUUGACUAAAUCACGUAAUGAUUGCAACGACAUCGACGAUGGUGAGGCUAGAGCAAAGGCUGAGGAACUUUAUGCUGGAGGUGAGGGCCAACUUGGGACUGAAGAGAGCGUUUUCUAUAAAGUGUUGGCACAUGAAAGUUUCGCCCAGCUUCGUAGAAUAUUCGAGGAGUACAAAGAAAUUUCUGGAAAUACAAUCGAACAAGCGUUGAAGCAUGAAUUGAGUGGUGAUUACUUAGAGGCCCUCUUAGCAGUAGUUGAGUGCGUGCAGAGCCCUGCGAUCUUCUUCGCUAGAAAACUCCAUGAUUCAAUGGAGGGAAUGGGAACAGAUGAUGAUACAUUGAUAAGAAUAAUUGUAAGCCGAUCUGAAAUCGAUUUGGGAACCAUCAAACAAGAAUUCGAAAAGAUGUACGAUAAGACAUUGGAGAGCUGCAUAGAGAACGAUGUGAACGGAGAUAAAAAGAAAGUUUUUCUUCAACUUCUUGGUUGAAAUGAAUAGAUGUUGGAGUCGAUCAUUCCAGUGAAAUAAUUACAUUAGUCUGAACCUUAUUGUUAAAAUUGAACAUUUUACUCUAGAGCUUGUAUUUAUCGAUAUUUUAUGCAAUAUAAUUUUUAUAUCUAUAUUUUUAUGUAAAUCUAGAUGGAAAAAUACAUAUUUGAUGUUGA